AAAAAGAUGCCAAGUUCCUGUGCUCAUUCCUUCCGGCAGAGCAGGAGGGGAGAAAAGCAAACUGCUAUUGGGCAAGAGCCCUUUUCACUUUUCUCCAGACUCCUCUCUUGUCCCCUUCUCUGCUCAGCUGUCAUGGAGAAGCUCAUGCACCUUAUCUUCUUGGUCUUCUUGUCAGCAUCUUGUGCUGUAGAGAAUGUCACUGUGGUGUACGGAAUGGAGGGGGGCACCAUUUCUGUCAACUGCACCUAUAACCCCUGGCAGCAGCGGUGGCGAGAAAAGAGCUGGUGCAAGCAGAUCGACGAGACUGAGUGCCAACAUGUGGUGAGUGCCCGACGCUUCUGGCUGCCAUUCCUAAAGAAAAGGAAUGGCACCACCUCCAUCAGUGACAAUGUCCGUGAAGGAAUCCUGACAGUGACCAUGAAGCAACUCAAGAAGCAGGAUGCUGGGUUGUACCAGUGCAAAACUGACUACCUGGGAGAAACAAACAGCUUAAGGAAGGUGCAAGUGGAAGUGCUGACAGCUGUCCUGGAGACUCAGAUGCCAGAGGAGCCUAGUGCUGUGCAGAGCAUCUCCAGUAGGAAGAACAGAGGAACAGAGAAGAACCCAAACUUGAAUGAGCAGCAGGUCCUCCCUUUCACUGGUGACCAUGCACACGAUGGAAUCAGCCCCUCCUGGGAGAGCACUGCUUAGAGCUAAACCAAAGGGAAUCCACAGGAAAUAAAGAUCAAGCAUUUGCAGGCAAAGCUUUGCCACCUGCUGUAAGAAAAGGAUUGCCUACUAAGCAUAGGUAUCAAUGAAGCUGUCGCUCUACAGAGGGAAUGUCACCAUCUACCACUUCUUCCCGUUGGCACUGACCAACUUUUUCCAACACAACUGAACUGAAGAGUUGCUGCCAGUAACACCUGAACCUAAUGGAAGAGAAUGGGACUGAGGGCCAGGGGGAAAGGAGGAAUAUGAAGUCUUUCUGUCAAGAGAGCCAACUCAGACUUAUCUAUAUGCAGAGGUGCUUCCCCAGGCAUGGUAAAGGUGAGAGAGCUCUGCUCAGUUUUCCCCCAGCUCAUUCUUAGGCCAGAAAAAACUUUGCUGCUCUAUACAGCUACUGCAAGUGCUUUGUUAUGAAUGAAACUUACAGAUACACCACUGAACACAAAUAGAAGUUCAGGUAACACAUUCACAAACACAUCCACAUAAUGUAAAAAUGGAAAGACAUGGUUCUGUCUCAAAUCCCCAAGAAACUUCUCCUGAUUCACUGAAGAUGAGUGUUAAAGAACUAACAGCUUUUUUCAAGGCAUCAUACAUGUCUCUAAAAAACGCUCAAACGCUUCCCCCAAAAGCAUGAAAUAUAACCAGAACUAGAUGAUUUGUACUGAAAGCUAAUAUUACUACUUGCCUAGAAAUCAGCUUUUUAACUGAGAUUUCACUGUCUAAAGACUGAAGCUUUUGACACACUUCUCGCAAUGCAGUGCUCUGCUAUCAUCUCCAGUCACUGCCAGUAGCUGCACCACACCACCAGGCAGAGUUAUUCCAGAUACUCAUCCCCAGUAUCAUUCCACCAGGGUCUGAACUGAGACCCAUCAACUUCAUGUCAUCUCAGAGCAUUACUAGGUGAGGGAUUCUGGCUUUCCAAGGUGAUGAAGACUAGCUCCCAAAGAUUCCCUUGGACAGUGUGGGUCCUUGGUGAACAGUCACUGUGGAAAGGUGUAAGGAACUGCAGAACAUAACAGAAAGGGAUGUGAAGUCUACACGCAGCUCUGAACUUGCUUUGUCAUUUCUCAAGUGAUUUUGCAAACAAAGAAUGAACUGUCUCUUUGAAGGUCUCCCUGUAUUUUUUCUGCCCUCUCAAGGGGAUGUUACUGACAUGUGAUCAUAGCCCAUCACUCUCCAAAGCGAAGAUGCAUUUAGCUCUCCCAGGAAGACCCCAAACCCAAGGGCUUUCACACUUCUUUUCCCUGCACUGCCUGCAAAGCUAAAUAAAAUCAAACUGAUUAUCUGA
Molecule: messenger RNA, 1993 nt
Organism: Phalacrocorax carbo (great cormorant)
Lineage: Eukaryota; Metazoa; Chordata; Aves; Suliformes; Phalacrocoracidae
Source: RefSeq, a predicted model, not a curated record